Carica papaya (papaya) is the source of this 3028-nucleotide messenger RNA. The record is from RefSeq and is a predicted model, not a curated record. NCBI's taxonomy places the organism in Eukaryota, Viridiplantae, Streptophyta, Magnoliopsida, Brassicales, Caricaceae.
GAUUUUCUCUGUUCAGGUCACUGAUCGCUGAUCUCCUCACCUCUCUCACUCUCUGCAAAAAACCAUAAAAUGUCCGUCGCAUUAUCGUCUUCUCUCCUUCUCUCGCAGUCACCAUCUCUUCUUUCAUCUCCCGUCCUUGCUUCUCAUCGGUUUGCUGCGGGUCCUUCAGAAACUCCACGAAAUCGUUUCUUCAUUGCAUCAAAGCCCGACUGCUCUCGUCCGUUUCCUUGUACAACCUUUCCUAGGGAAUUUCCUCUCUGCUUUUGCUCCUCCUUCCCGACCAUGCCUCAAGAAGAAGCCUCCAAUUCCGCUUCUCAGUUGCAGGACAGUUUGUUGUACUCGAGGGCAUUCUGGGUUAGCAAGACAAUAAUUGCAUGGAAUGUAGAUAUUGGAGAUGGUUCAUGCUAUUUAUAUGCAAGUAAAUCGGCUUCUUUGUCUGUUACAGAAGAUGGAAUUCAAGGUCAUGAUGUGAAAGUUAAGCUCGAGGAAGGCACUGGCAAGCUUCCGAUAAAGUUAACAUGGUGGUUGAAAAAGUUUCCUCAUAUUCAAGAUUACCGAGCCUUCAAGGUGCCUUCCGAUUUGGAUGUCAAAGAUCUCCUCAAAUGCCAACUGGCGAUUGGUUGUUUCAACUCUGACAGAAAAUGCUUUAACGCUACUUGUUUGCAAUUACCUGGAAUUCUGGAUGAAUUAUUCUCAUAUGAUGGUCCUCUGGGUGCAAUUUACACGGAAGAAGCUGUGUCACUGUACCUCUGGGCACCUACAGCUCAAGCAGUAAGUGCUUGCAUCUAUAAAGAUCCAUUAGAUAGGAAUCCUGUGGAAAUCAUCCAGCUCAAGGAGGAUAAUGGUGUUUGGAGUGUUGAAGGGCCAAAGAGUUGGGAUGGCUGCUAUUAUAUUUAUGAGUUAUCAGUCUACCAUCCAAGCACCUCUCAAAUUGAAAAAUGCUAUGCAAAUGAUCCAUAUGCAAGAGGGCUUUCAUCUGAUGGUGGGAAGACAUUGAUAGUUAAUCUUCAAGUGGAUAUUUUAAAACCUGAAGGAUGGGACAAAUUGGCAGAUGAAAAACCGGAUCUACGUUCUUUCUCUGAUAUUAGUAUAUAUGAGUUGCAUAUAAGGGAUUUUAGUGCCAAUGAUCAUAGUGUGAACCCUGACUUUCGCGGUGGAUACCUGGCUUUCACUCUUCAGGGGUUAAUGGGAUCAUUUAUUUCAUCAGAUAUAAAGGACUUCUCUAUUGUUAGCAUCUUUUGGCAAGAGGUCCCUUUUGAGUGUGGCUUUUCAGAUGCCUCUGUUCUGGAAAAAUUGCCACCAGAUUCUGCUGAACAACAAGCUCAAAUUAGUGCAAUCCAGAAUGAGGAUGGAUAUAAUUGGGGUUAUAAUCCUGUUCUCUGGGGGGUCCCUAAAGGAAGCUAUGCAAGUAAUGCAAAUGGUCCAUGCCGUGUGAUUGAGUUCAGAAAGAUGGUUCAGGCUAUCAACCAUCUAGGUCUUCGUGUUGUGCUGGAUGUUGUUUACAACCAUUUAUAUGAAAGUGGGCCGUUCAAUAAGGACUCUGUUCUCGAUAAGGUUGUUCCAGGUUACUAUUUGAGAAGGAAUGCUGAUGGGCUUGUUGAAAACAGCACAUGCAUGAACAACACUGCUAGUGAACAUUAUAUGGUUGAACGCCUGAUUCUCGAUGAUCUUAUUCAUUGGGCAGUUAACUACAAGGUUGACGGUUUCCGGUUUGACCUUAUGGGUCAUAUAAUGAAAAGUACAAUGAUCAAAGCAAAUGAUGCCCUCCAUAGGCUAACAAAGGAACGUGAUGGAGUUGAUGGUUCAAGCAUUUAUAUAUAUGGUGAAGGAUGGGACUAUGGUGAAGUUGCAAAAAAUGCACGUGGGGUGAAUGCUUCACAGUUCAAUCUUUGUGGAACUGGAAUUGGGAGUUUUAAUGAUCGUAUUCGGGACGCAAUUAAUGGUGGAUCUCCAUUUGGUCAUCCUCUUGAACAAGGAUUUGCUACUGGUCUAUAUCUGCAGCCUAAUGAUCAUGACCAAGAUUCGGAAGCUACUCAACAACUUAUGCUUGCUGUUGCAAAGGAUCACAUCCAGGUUGGCAUGGCUGCAAACUUGAGGGAUUUUGUACUUACCAGUCAUGAAGGAAAGGAGGUGAAAGGAUCAGAAGUUUUAACAAAUGAUGGGACACCCGUCGGAUACACUUCAUCUCCCAUUGAAACUAUCAAUUAUGUGUCGGCUCAUGACAAUGAAACUCUGUUUGACAUUGCCAGUAUGAAGACUCCAAAGAAAAUAUCAGUGGAGGAGAGGUGCAGGAUAAAUCAAUUGGCAACCAGUAUGAUAGCAUUGUCACAGGGAAUACCAUUUUUCCAUGCUGGUGAUGAGAUUCUACGCUCAAAAUCUCUUGAUCGUGAUUCAUACAAUUCUGGUGACUGGUUCAACAGGUUAGACUUCUCCUAUGAUUCUAACAAUUGGGGUGUUGGCCUCCCUCCAAAAGAGAAAAAUGAAAAGAAUUGGGCGCUAAUAAAACCAAGAUUGGCAGAUCCGUCCUUCAAGCCUCAAAAAAACCAUAUCUUAGCUACUUUGGAGAAGUUUAAGAACGUAUUACGUAUCCGGUAUUCUUCACCACUGUUCCGUUUGAAAACAGCAAAUGCCAUACAGGAGCGAGUACAUUUCCAUAACACUGGUCUUUCAGAGGUCCCUGGCAUCAUUGUGAUGAGCAUUGAAGAUGGUUAUGAUGGUGUUCCUGGGUUAUCUCAACUUGAUCCCAUCUACUCUUACAUUGUGGUCAUCUUCAAUGCACGCCCCUCUGAAGUCUCAUUCUGUAGCCCUACACUGCAGGGAAGGAAACUUGAACUGCAUCCUGUGCAGGUGACGUCGACUGAUAAAAUUGUCAAGAUGUCAUCAUACGAAGCAUCCUCUGGGUCCUUCAAGGUGCCUCCAAGGACAACAUCAGUGUUUGUUGAACCCAGGAAAAUUUGAGCAGUCUGCUGCUGAGCAUAAUGGUUGAUUGAUCACUUCAUUACUCGUUGGCUAUUUUGCACACACGAAA